AAGAGAAACGAUGAGUUGCGAAGGUUGCCGAACGAGGCCGGCCGGCGGCUAAGUUGUCCGUGAGGUUGGCGGCGAGGUUGGCGGCGAGGUUGGCAGCGAUAGCUCGAAGGAGAAGGGCCGAGGCCACGUGACUACGGCAGCCAAUCGGGUGGGAGCUAAGCCGGUGUCCGGCACAUGGCGACGCGCCGGCUUCGGCAUCCGCAGUCGCAGUACGUCGCAGUCAGUCGCAGUGGUAACACGAGCGAGAGGGUAGUUGCACGCGCCUGCCUUAGAGAGGAAAGACCGCGGACCGAGAUCGAGAGAAAGAGAGAGAAGAGAAAAGUAUUGCUGGCUAGUCGACGGUAGGAAGGAGAUACCAAGUACGCCCGGCUUUGUCCAAGAGAGAGAGAGAAGAGAGGGAGAGAGAAAGAAGAAAGGCGUGCGUAUAGUAGACGUGGGAGGGAGAGAGCGAGAGAAAGAAAGAAAGAAAGAAGGAAAGAAAGAACGAACGCGUCUCUCAACUCUGUUUGCCAGUAGUGUGCUCAGUCGCGCGACGACGCUCUCCAACGAUUCGGGUAAGUCUCUCUGUGUUGGUCGCUAAGAAAAUUAAGAAAGAGUUGGAGGACAUAUACGAUCGUGUCCGAUGCGACUAAAGAAAAGAGUUUAAGAGGACGUAAGUAAAAGAUUUACGAACGAACGAAUUACGAAGGCGCGCUGCGCAUCCGAAGACGACGACACCGCCGCCAACCCUGACGAACACGACAAGCGGUAGUUGCAGUCGAGAACUCGAACGAACAUUUUUUCCUAUCUUUUGGGAGCUGUCGCACUAUUAAUUAUUCGAAUAUAACCAUUCAUUCUUAUUCGCCUGUGCUGCGUUUAGUGUUUUCAUUAGAGAAAAAGCUUCUCUUCGUUGCCAACGAAAAGGAGAGAAAAAUAAAGAAAGAGAGAGAUAGAGCGCAGUGAUAGCGAACGGAAAAGAAGAGUGAAAAAAGGCAAGGCAAGGCAAGGCAAGGAAGGAAAGACGACUACGACUACGUUCGUCAUUAACGUUCGUUAUUUUUAUACGGUGCAUCGCUGCUUGCUUUUCCCUUCGCUCCUUCUCUUUCGAAGUACGCGCGCGAAACCGUUUUCAAAUAUCUCGUGUCGAGUGAACGCGAACGACGAACGUUUUCAUUGGACGGACCAAGAGGGCCGUUCCGACAUUAAAAAUAAGAAGUGUGUGUUGGUGCGCGCAUCAAGGUGAAAACAAAGAGAAAUAGACGGCGAGGAGUAAUCGAAUAAUCUCGGCUUCGAACGUUGAAAAAAAAAAGAACAUUUUCCAAAGUAAUAUUCGUCAAAGAGAUAUCAUCAAAAUGCCGACAAGUCUGUUUAGCGAGAUUGAUCGUUGCACGAAUGGGGUAUCUAACUCCAUAGAGGAGCAACGCGCUCUUCAGCUCGCGUUCGAGCUCUCGAUGCUUGGGCUCGAUCAGAGCACGCCCGGAUGUCCCGGUACCGGAACUAGCGCGGUCCCUGGUGCCAACACCGACCCGGAUCCUCUACAAAAUCCACCAAACAGCGUUUUCGAGGAAGCUCGUUCAAAAAAGAGCCAGAACAUGACCGAGUGCGUGCCGGUGCCUAGUAGCGAGCACGUGGCUGAGAUCGUCGGCCGACAAGGCUGCAAGAUCAAGGCUCUACGGGCUAAGACGAACACGUACAUAAAGACACCUGUACGCGGCGAGGAGCCGGUGUUCGUGGUGACCGGACGGAAGGAAGACGUAGCGCGCGCCAAACGCGAGAUCCUCUCCGCGGCGGAGCACUUUUCGCAGAUCCGAGCGUCAAGGAAAAGCACGUUGGGCGCGCUUCUGGGUGGUGCACCGCCCGGUCCCCCGGCCACGGUGCCGGGACACGUGACGAUCCAGGUACGAGUACCGUACAGAGUAGUAGGUCUGGUGGUAGGACCAAAAGGAGCGACGAUCAAAAGGAUUCAACAUCAGACGCACACGUACAUCGUAACGCCGAGUCGCGACAAAGAGCCAGUCUUCGAGGUUACCGGUCUUCCGGAGAGCGUCGAAGCCGCCAGGCGCGAGAUCGAGGGACACAUCGCCCUUAGGACAGGCACCGGUCUCGCAGAAGAAGAUCUUUUGGGUGCCCUAUGUCGCGGCGGGCUUGGCUCGAUCCUUGGCUGCUUGGUAUCAACGGGAAUAACUCCAUGCAACGACUCAAACUCUAACUCGAACGACUCCAGCGUUGGCUUCUCCUCCAGCGGCAGUUGCAGCAGCUCCUCCAGCAGUACCGGAGGACCGGGGCUGCACGAUCUCGUAGCGAUAUGGGGAAGCAGCAUGGACAGAGACGAGGGCCUGGGCGAUUCCCCCUCUUUCGAAUCUCAGGGACCCUCGGCCUCCUCCAUCUGGUCCUUUCCCAGCGUAACGCUACCCUCGAGACCUUCGCCCCCGGCAUCGGCGAGCCCAGUGUCGCCCACGGAUUCCCUCUUAGGAGGCGGUAGCGCCGGUGGUCGCCGCGAGUGCGUAGUCUGCGGCGACAAAGAGAUCACCGCCGCCCUCGUGCCCUGCGGACAUAAUCUAUUCUGUCUCGACUGCGGCAACAGAGUCUGCGAGAGCUCCAAUCCGAUGUGCCCCGCCUGCUCCAGGCCCGUUAUGCAGGCGCUUCGCAUCCUUUCAUAAACGCCCGCGUGCGCACCUGAGCGCACCCGAGCUAAGCUCCCGCACGCUAACAAGCACGACGGUUGCGCACAAUCUCUCUAUUCCACUGCUGCCAAUAAUAAUCUCUUACGCGCUAGGAACUUUUCGACAUUUCUGAUACACUUCUGAUACGUCGUCUUGUUCUCAGUGCCCGAUCGGAUACAACGAAGUCAGUUUUUAAGUUUUAUCACACUGAGAGUAGAGAGUUAGUAAAAGAGUCUAAGAGAGAGGAAGGAAAGGGGAGAGAGAGGAAGGAAAGGGGAGAGAGAG
Molecule: messenger RNA, 2927 nt
Organism: Polistes canadensis
Lineage: Eukaryota; Metazoa; Arthropoda; Insecta; Hymenoptera; Vespidae
Product: RNA-binding protein MEX3B
Exons: 2
Coding region: 1332-2639 (435 amino acids)
Molecular function (GO): RNA binding
Source: RefSeq, a predicted model, not a curated record